Molecule: messenger RNA, 1465 nt
Organism: Amphimedon queenslandica
Lineage: Eukaryota; Metazoa; Porifera; Demospongiae; Haplosclerida; Niphatidae
Product: calcium uptake protein 3, mitochondrial-like
Exons: 13
Coding region: 91-1350 (419 amino acids)
Biological process (GO): mitochondrial calcium ion homeostasis; calcium import into the mitochondrion
Cellular component (GO): uniplex complex
Molecular function (GO): calcium ion binding
Source: RefSeq, a predicted model, not a curated record
GACAUUUUGUUUGAUUUUGCGUGCUCAAGAUGGCUCCAGCUAAUAAGAUGGCUGCCCAGUAAAAGGAUUGAAAACCUACUGAUAGCGGACAUGUCUUACUAUAAAACAGGAAGGAGAUUAUUCCACUCCAUUUCUCUUUUAUUGAGGAGAAGGGCCAGCGGGUCACCUGGUAGUACCUCGCGUUAUUCACUGUCCUAUCAUCCUCAGGAUGGGAAGUGGGUGGGGCCUCUUAUGGCACUGGUGUUUGGUGGUGGGGGCUACCUGUACUUGAGAUCACGUGAUCAGAGGACCUCCCUACUGCCUCAGGCGACAGCAGACGAGGGAAAAGAAGAGAAAGGAGAAGUGAAAGUGUCAGUUCCUCGGACUGUUAAGAGGUACAAGGACUUUGCUUCAGUGAUGUACGAGGGAGACAUGUUCAUGACACCAAGGGACUUCCUAGAGAGCAUCACUCAGGAUGAGCCAAGAUCUCAUGGUUUUCAAGUUAUGGACGAUAGAAUAUUGUCAAAAGCUCUAAAGUCAGUUCCUUCAUUAUCAAGAGGAUCAUCUCGUACCUUCAGAGACCUUUGGAACAAUGGUGUUCUGACAUAUCCUGACUAUCUAUUUCUCAUUAAUUCUUUAAUUAAGCCGAGGAGACAGUUUGAGUUGAUAUUUAAGAUGAUUGAUGUUGAUGGGAGUGGCACCAUUGACCUGGAGGAAUUUGAGAGAAUGCAGAAGAGCAUUACCAGGAGAAGUGAGAAUAAAGCUAUCCAGAGAUCCAGUUCAGUGUCCACUAGUAGCUUGAUUGUUCACAUGUUUGGAAGAGAUGGAAGAAAGAAAUUAGCAUCUGAUGAUCUUUUCAUGUUUAUUGAUAAUUUACAAACUGAAGUGAGACAGAUGGAGUUCCAGAAAUAUUCACUAGGAGGCCCGACCAUAACUCCUGAGGAAUUUGCAAUGAUACUAUUGAGACACACGAGCUAUGACCUUCAGGAGGUGUUUGAAAGAUUGAAGAAUGACACUGCUUCUUCUCAAGGUAUUUCAUUCAGUCAGUAUGAUGAUUUCUGUCAGUUACUGAAUGCUCUUGAUGAUUUCGCUGUUGCCAUGACGAUGUACAACAUUGCUGGUAAGUCUCUCUCGGAGGAGGAGUUUGGGCGAGCAGCUCGUGUCUCCAUUGGGAAGUCACUGGAUGAGGCCGUUAUUCAUACUGUCUUUAAGAUAUUUGAUGUGGAUGGUGAUGGGAAGUUAAGUUAUAAGGAAUUCUUAUCGGUGAUGAAGAAUUGGCAAGUUAGGGGAAUGAAGAUGAAACAAACUAAACAUGAAGGAAUGUGGUCGGAAUUCAAAACAUGUGUCAAACUUGAGAUGAGAAAUCAGUGAUACUGAUUCAUUCAGUAUCAACGAUUAUAUCAAAUAUAUUAUUAAUAGUGUCGUAGUAUACAAUAGAUUUUAUUUUUCUUAGCAAUUUUAACUCAAUUUUGAUUUCUCUUUCUAA